GACGCGCGAGCGGUCGAUGCGCGCGCCCGCGGACGCGGCGAUCGAUUGGCGCGCGCCGUCCGCGGGCGCGCUCGCGUGCCUGCUCGCGGUGGCGAUCACGAACUUUGGCGUCGGUGGCGCGCUGUUCGGAGGACGAGGAUGGCGCGCGUGGCAACCGUUCGCGCGAGGACGAUCGUGGAGGUUCACGCUGGCGCAAGCGAUCGGAUGGACGCUGGCGAGCGCGUCGCUGGCGUGCGUGAUGGCGUGCGGGACGCUGGUGUGGCGAGACGCGAGGGACGCGAGGGACGACGGGACGCGCGAGCGGCGACUGGCGGUGGCGGCGCUGAGUUGGACGAGCCUGGGACUGAGCGUCGCGAGCGAGGCGGCGGUGGCGGCGUCGCUGGCGUUCUUCGACGUCCAGGACGAGGGCGAGGCGGGGCGAGGCGCGGCGAGGGGAAGGGAAGGUUUGGAUUUUAGAGACGUCGCGCGCGUCGCGACGCUGUUGUCCAUCGCGCACGUGUUGCACGCGCCGCACGCGGUGAUUUUCGCGACGCUGGCGACGGUGUACGCGCUCGGGUCGUCGGGAGCGCUGGCGUCCAUCGUUGUUCUGUACGCGAGCACGUAUUUCUUGCAGCGCGAUCUCGAGCGCGGGCGCCGGAAGUGGGACGCGUUUCGAGCGUGGUCGUCGCGAUGGAUAGAGGGCGCGGCGAAGGCGUGGCACGGGAGCGUGCGCAUGAUUCACGACGGCGCGCACGGCGCGGGCUCGACGCCUCUCGUCUUUGCCUAUCACCCGCACUCGCUCAUUCCGGCGGGCGCCGUGUGGUUUCACUUUUUACCUCAGUUUGGUCGUCGCUUUGAAAACGUCAAGCCCGUGACGUUGGCCGCGAGCGUUCUUUUCAAGCCGCCGUUCGUGCGAGAGCUCGCCGCGUGGUUGGGCGUGCGCAGCGUGUCGCAAGAAAUAUUUCGUUCGACGCUUCGUCACGAGCGCGCGGUCGUCGUGUGUCCGGGCGGUCAGGGCGAGAUGUGCGAGCACGUCGGCGGAUUGAAGGAGGAGACCAUCACGCUCUGCACGAAACAUCGCGGGUUCGUUCGACUCGCCAUCGAAGAAAAAGCGCGUCUCGUGCCCGUCGUGUGUUUCGGCGAGAGUAGCAGCUGGCGCAAUCUCUUGCGGCACCCCGGUCGAUAUUUGUACAGACGCUUUCGCGUCGCGACGCCGCUUUUAGCGGUGGGCUACCUCGGCAUUCUCCCGAUUCCGGCCCGAGUGCCGCUCACGUUCGUCGUCGGCGACCCGAUGUCGCUUCCCGAGCCCGAUGACGCGGGACGAGCGAGGGAGAGCGACGUUGAGAUCGCUCACGCGGCGUAUUACCGCGAGGUGGCGCGCUUGUUCGCAAAGCACAAGGGCGCGAGCGGAUUUCCGAAUUUAAACUUGAAAUUGCUGCACGAGUGACGCGACGCGUCGAAUCGAGCGCCCCCGUUUCACCGGCAAUC
This is a messenger RNA of Ostreococcus lucimarinus CCE9901, 1467 nucleotides long. RefSeq lists its product with no specific name. The transcript has a single exon. Bases 17 to 1426 code for a protein of 469 amino acids. The record is from RefSeq and is a predicted model, not a curated record. Lineage: Eukaryota; Viridiplantae; Chlorophyta; Mamiellophyceae; Mamiellales; Bathycoccaceae. Gene Ontology annotation, biological process: lipid metabolic process.